This is a messenger RNA of Striga asiatica, 891 nucleotides long. The record is from the annotation of a GenBank genome assembly. Lineage: Eukaryota; Viridiplantae; Streptophyta; Magnoliopsida; Lamiales; Orobanchaceae.
AAUCAUAAGGAUGUCCUAGUUGUUGUUGACUCCAAUGAUUACCCGGCACUGUUAGAAUAUCUCCAAGGAGGGCAGAAAGACCAACACUUCAGAAGGAGACUUGCUUGGAAGGCUUUUCAGCACGUUGCUUCUUAUGAUUCUGCAGUUGCAGAAUGGUUGUGGAAGCAGACUGAAGGAGAUAAGUUUCCUCUCAGCAUGACAAUACCUUUGUCCCACAAGACUUCACUCCGGUAUGGAGAAAAUCCUCAUCAGAAGGCUGCAUUCUAUGUUGACAAGUCUCUCGCGGAGGUCAAUGCCGGUGGCAUUGCCACCGCCAUUCAACACCAUGGAAAGGAGAUGUCAUAUAAUAAUUACUUAGAUGCCGAUGCAGCUUGGAAUUGUGUGUGCGAAUUUAGUAAGCCAACUUGUGUGGUUGUGAAGCACACUAAUCCCUGCGGAGUGGCAUCACGUGAUGAUAUUAUUGAAGCAUAUAGACUGGCUGUGAAAGCAGACCCAGUUAGUGCGUUUGGUGGCAUCGUAGCUUUCAAUGUUGAAGUUGAUGAGGCCCUCGCUAGAGAUAUUAGAGAGUUUAGAAGUCCAACAGAUGGCGAGACUCGUAUGUUUUAUGAGAUUGUCGUUGCUCCUAAGUACUCAGAGAAGGGGCUUGAAGUACUUCGUGGAAAGUCGAAAACUUUGAGAAUACUCGAGGCUAGUAAAAAUGACAGAGGAAAACUCUCUCUAAGACAAGUUGGUGGUGGAUGGCUGGCUCAGGAAGCAGAUGAUCUGACGCCAGAAGAUAUCAACUUCAAUGUCGUCUCUGAGAAGGGUCCUCAGCAAAAUGAGUUUGAAGAUGCUCGAUUUGCAUGGCUUUGUGUAAAGCAUGUGAAGAGCAAUGCGAUUGUUAUUGCAAAA